AUGGCCGACGACGAGCCCACCGGCCCUCUGCGCUGGUUCGCGUCCAACACGGCGGACGGCGAGGGGCCGAGCGGCUGGCGCCUCGAUGUCGUGACGCUGCUCGCCGUCAUCGGCGAGUCCUCCAUUGCCGACCACUCGCAGGCCAUCACGGCCAGCGUGCUCUGCAUGCUGCCCCGGAUCAUCCCGGCGCCCCAGGCCUUGUUGAAGGGGUCCCGUCCCCUGCGUAUGCCCGAGACCACGGCCAAGAUCACCGGUGUCUACAGCGGCGUGACUCUCGACUCCGUUGGCUUCUUUGCUAGCAUCCUCCACCCCCUCGACGAGUUUGCCCCCUUUGCGUUCAAGGCGCUACGCAUAUCUCACAAGGAUCAGAAUGAAGCCGGCGAUUUCGAGGUACCAAAAUCGCCAACUGGGCCCGGCAAGCUGGGCAAGUUCCUAGGGAGGGGAGGGAGAGCAGACACAGAUAUUUCCGAGCCACGCUCCAACAGGAUACCUGGCCCUCCGAGUAGUAACACCGAGGGCAAUGGCAACGCCAAUGGCAACAGUCAUAGCGACGUUGCUCGGGCUACAGGUGUCACUUUCCACCGUGACGUUGAGGCACAAGCCCAGGUACCUCAGCCAGGCAUCACGAGACGGCAGACCGUGAAGGACCGUAUGACGGACCUUAUAGCUAAUCCCACGCUGGCUACCAACGCCAAGCGGCCAGCGAUCCCCGCCGCGCUGUGGUCGCCGGUUCAUCUGCUGUCCGUGUUCUCCAUGUUGCUCACCAUCGCCAUGAUCAUCGCGGCUGUGUUCUUCAACGACGGCACGGCCAUCUUGGCCUUGUGUCUCAUUUCCCUAGCCAGUUCCAUCGUAGGUGCGGCUUCGUGGUGGAAGCCUCUCCUCAUGAGGAGAAGUCACACGAACAAGGUCCCAGACGGCGAUGUUGUCAUCCGCACGCGUGAGGGUGCCUUUCUCCUGAUAAAAUGCACGGAGAACGUGGCCCGCGAGCUUUAUGCCGGCACUGAGGAAUGUGAAUACCGAGUCGGUGGUCAGACUUAUAGAAUUCUGAUGGGUAUUGGCACCAUGUUGCUGAUGUUCAGCGUUGUUCUGCUGGGAAACUGCAAAUGGCACAGCCAGACCUUCAUCGCUGCAUCAUAUAUCCUCCUCAAUGGCAUGUAUUGGGCCAUGGGCCUGCUCCCGAAGCGCUACUUCUGGGACCUUAGUCGGUACAACGUCGAGGAUAUCACCCCAGAGGACGCCAAAAACGCACAUACAACCACGGACGAUACUGACCCCCGUGAGGGCGUAAAGAGCUUUACUCGCACGCUCUGGUUCGCCAUUCGCGAGACAAAGCGCACUGCCUGGGUAGAGCGGAGCGGUGCCGCCCCUGGCACCCCCCAGUGGAAGGCGUGGCUCGCCGAAGCCGAACAAGCUGCGGAGGACGGGAACCGGAAGUGGCCCUCCAUCGCACGGAAGGAUGAGCUCAUGAAACUGACUGAAGACGAGAUCCGCAUGCAGAAGAUGAGGAUGAGCCCUGUGACCAAAGAGAACGUCGUCCCAGACCCGGCCGAGCAGGCCGCCCCUGCCGUUGAAGUGCAACCCAGGGAUCAGAAACGGGCUGAUGGCACACUCUGA
Messenger RNA from Neoarthrinium moseri, 1614 nucleotides. RefSeq lists its product as uncharacterized. The transcript has a single exon. Lineage: Eukaryota; Fungi; Ascomycota; Sordariomycetes; Amphisphaeriales; Apiosporaceae. The record is from RefSeq and is a predicted model, not a curated record. The coding region runs from base 1 to 1614 and encodes 537 amino acids.